UCUUACCAUCUGAGGAGAUGAGGCUACCGAGGUAAUUAAACUUGUCUUUUUGAUUAUUUUUUGUUUGCCUCAUGUGCUCUGCAGAUAUAAUGGCAGAAGUUAGUCAGGCUUUUCUAGUUAGACUCUACCCACACCCCCAACUAGUUAUGGGAGUGUUCCCCUUUACAGCAAAAUUAAAUUGAGGCUGACAGAAUUUCUUUUCAGAGGAUGGGCAGCUUGUCUUCCUUGGACUCUCCUGAGCAGUGUCCAACUGCAAUUAUAGGAGCAGAGUUGCCAUCCUCCUGUCCUGUCUCCCCAGUCUUUCAUUCCCAGAAAAAAAGACUGAGAAGAGGGUUAGGCUAGCAAAGGAGUUGCUGUCAUCCUCUGUUUUCGGGAUUUCUGCUCACCCCCUUUUCUUUGUUCCCCAAAGGUCUCCCCAGUAGAAAGAUGCAACAGGUUCCUAUGGCCUGUUUUGGGUCUGUAGGCAGAAUCAUGUGGGAGGGUUUGGAUGUCCUAGACCACCUCUGCCCCCUGUUUUGCUCAAGUUGCAUCAUCAAGGGCUGUAAGCAAUGGAUUGUGUUGCUUAAAGUUAGUAUUUGGUUAGAAUUCCUUUUGGCAAUGCUUGAGGUUGGCUUUUUGUCCCUCUUCUCAUUAUUUGUUUGUAAUUGUUUGGAACUGAAACCCUAUUAUUGAAGCUUUGAUCAAACAUCGAGUAUUGCCAUUCUGAAAAUACAAGAGAGUCUCACAGCUCAGCUGAAGGCAAUAAAUAUAGCUCGUUCUUAGUUUCUGCUGUUUCUAGUUCAAGAAGUGAUGGGAGUUGCUGUUAGUGAAUUAUGGAUUUUUUUGCUUUACAAUACAGGAAAUGAGAUGGCAUUGUCUUGCCCAAUUCAGAGGGAAUCCUUCAAAAUACAGCUUUUUGAGAGCCACAUUAAUUUCUUUCCUGCUGUCAGUACAGAGAACAAAUGCUUGAAACCUCUUAAAUUUUUUUCUGCAACAAAUUUCUCCCCCUUUCCCCCUCAAUUUUUGGACCCUUUUGAAGGAUACUGUGAAUUGGUGAUUUUUAAAGCUUUUAAAGGUUUUGUGCUCCUAUUUUAUGAGAACCUGGAAGACGAACAGAAGCUGAUGUUUCCUGUCUCUAACCCCCUGCUGCCCUCUUCCUGCGUGUUGAAAUAGAUUGAUCCUUUGGCACCAAGAUCCCUUUAUUAGAUGGACUUUGUCAGUAUUGUCAGUGUUACCUGUGAGCAGAGGCAGUCAGUGUCUGUGUCCAGUGUUUCAUGUCAGCUGGGUGAGGGAACAUGUGGAUGUGGCUCAAAGGAAGCCUUGAAACUUCUCCAGUGUUUCUUUUUCCUUUACUAAAAAAAGCCACCGAUAUUCUGAAUUGUGAACCAGGAACCUCCUGGAAAGAGAAAUGAAAGCGCUGAAGAGGAUUCCAGUCUUGUGACUCUUUCCUGAAGGAAUUCCAGUCUCCUGGGCCAUCACCUUCACCAAAAAACAUGGAGAAGUUUGCAUCAGACAGGCCUGUUCCUGUGUCUAAGAACGGAAUCCCUACUCCUCCUUCCCAGAAGAAACCAGAUACAAACUCAUGCCCUCAUGCAGCUGGCAAGUGUGUUCUCCCUGGUGGGGUGGACAGUGAGAACUGCAAGAAUAACGAGAAGGAAAGGCAGUGGAUCCGCCCUGAUACACCCAGCAAAUGCACGUGGAAGCUUGGGAAACCCCUCUCUGCCUCCCCACAUCAUCAUACCUCUCUGUCAGAGCCUCCAAAGAUCCUGCCAAACAUCCUGAAUAAAGUUGGCAAUACACCUUUGGUGCGAAUCAACAAGAUUGGGAAGCAUUUUGGACUCAAGUGUGAUCUCUUGGUCAAGUGCGAGUUCUUCAAUGCCGGGGGCAGCGUCAAGGACCGCAUCAGCCUCAGGAUGGUGGAGGAUGCUGAGAGGGCUGGGAUCUUGAAGCCUGGGGACACAGUCAUAGAGCCAACCUCUGGGAACACAGGAAUUGGGCUGGCCUUGGCUGCGGCAGUGAAGGGUUACCGCUGCAUCAUCGUGAUGCCAGAGAAAAUGAGCAUGGAGAAGGUGGAUGUCCUGAGAGCUCUGGGUGCUGAGAUUGUGAGGACCCCAACUACAGCCAGAUUUGAUUCUCCUGAAUCUCACGUGGGAGUGGCGUGGAGGCUGAAGAACGAAAUCCCCAACGCACACAUCCUAGACCAGUACCGGAAUCCCAGCAACCCCCUGACACACUAUGACACCACAGCUGAGGAGAUCCUGCAGCAGUGUGAUGGAAAGAUAGACAUGCUGGUGGCUACGGCUGGCACAGGAGGGACUAUCACUGGCAUCUCCAGAAAGCUGAAGGAGAAGUGUCCAGGGUGCAAAAUCAUAGGUGUGGAUCCUGAAGGCUCCAUCCUUGCUACACCAGAAUCACUGAACAAGACUGACAAGACAAUGUAUGAAGUGGAAGGAAUCGGAUAUGAUUUUGUCCCCACGGUGUUGGACAGAUCUGCAGUGGACCAGUGGUACAAGAGCAACGAUGAGGAGUCCUUUGCUUUUGCUCGCAUGCUGAUCCGAGAGGAGGGGCUGCUGUGUGGUGGCAGCUCAGGCAGUGCCAUGGCUGUGGCUGUGAAGGCAGCCAAGGAGCUGAAGGAGGGUCAGUGCUGUGUUGUCAUCCUCCCUGACUCUAUCAGGAACUACAUGUCCAAGUUUUUGAGUGACAAAUGGAUGAUUCAGAAAGGGUUCAUGAAAGAAGAGGACCUUGGCAACAAACCCUGGUGGUGGAACAUCAGUGUUCAAGAACUGAGCCUCUCUGCUCCCCUGACUGUGCUUCCAACUGUUACCUGUGCAAAGACUGUCGAAAUUCUCCGGGAGAAGGGAUUCGACCAGGUACCAGUUGUUGAUGAAUCUGGGGUGAUUUUGGGCAUGGUUACCCUGGGUAACAUGCUUUCUUCACUGCUUGCUGGAAAAGUUCAGCCUUCUGAUGAAGUCAGAAAAGUAAUCUACAAGCAAUUUCAACAGAUUAACCUGAAAGACAACUUGGGGAAACUCUCUCAUAUCCUGGAAAUAGACCACUUUGCUCUAGUGGUUCAUGAGCAAAUUCAGUAUCACACUGAUGGCUCCUCCAGCAAGAGGCAAAUGGUGUUUGGCAUCGUCACAGCCAUCGACCUGCUGAACUUUGUGACCGCACGAGAGCGGGAGAGGAAAUCCAACUAAAGCCAAGCGGCGACGUGGAGCCUCUUCACCAACGUUUUGCAAUCUCCAACAAGGAAUCAGGUUUAUUUCUUUAGUAGAAUGGCCUUGAGUAGAAUGGUCUUAGGGUGUUUUUUGUUGUGUGGUUUUGUUUGGUUUUUUUUUUUUAAUUCUGAAAAUAAGCAGUUAGCUAUCCUGGUGUCAGCUCUACAGCCAGUGUGUCUUGCUGUAUUGCACAGCUUCCGAGGACUUGUUUCUUAAUCACCUUACCCAAUGUUUCUUAUCAAGACAAUUUUAUUUUUUUACCUAUAUAUAUACAUAUACAUAUAUAUAUGUGUGUGUAAAAAAUAUUGCCUAAGUUAACUGGUAUGUUCCUCGUUAUGUCUAAAGUCUGGAUUUCGAAAACAUUGUCUCGGACUCAUAAAAUGUGUUGAAAUAAAGAGUUAAUGAAGCAGAGGCCCAAGAGAGCUCUGGAAAGUUUCAGAUAAUUUCUCCAUGCAGAGGGGUUAAGGUAGAUAUUGCCUGUGUGGAGACAAAAGUGGGAGCUGGGGCAUGGGGAUAAAAAAAGGAGGGUUUCCCUUUUGGUGGCAUCAGUGUAAAACAAGAGGAAAUCCUGGGGGUUGCAGCUGAGACUUGCUUCAGUCAUCUAUUCUGAGGAAAAACUAGUUUGAGUAGAAACAUGGCAGUGAAGUGACAACCAUAAACUAGUGGUUUUGUUUUUCAUGGUGCACCAGCUUUCCCUAUGAAGACAGACCUUUUUUUUUUCCAGUGGCACCCUGAUAAGAAAACAUAAAUGGAAAGAUUUAAAAGGACCAAGCUUCUUACCUGAAGGCUUUUUAAAAUCACACUGUAUCAUCUGUUAUCUUCCCCUUGUCUCCCCACCUUUUCAUUUAUCUCAAAGUGCUUUUUUUGUGCCUGUUUUAGAAGAGCCAAAGGUAAUCUGGCAAAGAGCUGUAAACUCUUAUGAGUUUUGCCAGAUGGUCCUACACUAUAGUGCCUUAUUCCAGGAGAAAAACUCUGUCAUUAGGUGGAUUCAUUGUAGCCAAGUUUGGAAGUAAAUGCCAAACAUGGUGUGGAAUGGUAUUGUCAAGAGUACACAAGAGUGGUGUGCAGCAGGACAGAAACUUUUCACUGUUUCUGUAACUCUGGGCUCUUCAGUCAUGUUUGAUGUGCAUGGCCCUGGCACAGCUUGGCACCAGCAACCCCAGCUGUGCAGCCACUGCUCUCAGUGAGUGGAGUCACCCUCUGGGGACAGGAGAAAAGUAGCUGUUCUUGACCUUCAUAAAGGCUGCCCUGAUCAUAUUCUGACUGGCCUUUUGCCAAGAAGAGCAUUUUCGAUCAGCAAGAGUGACAUUUUUCUUGGCUCGUCUCUCCACUCAAGUUAAAAAAACUCCAAUUAUUUAGGCUGGGUCUAUUGCUGGCAGGACAGUAAAGUUGGCUUUGUAAAAAGGGAGUUGUGAAUCAGCCAAGAGAAAACAAAGGGAUUAUUAAAAAAAUCACUGUUACUGCCUCCUGUAUGUAGAUUUCUCUCUACCUUGCUGGCCUCCCUGUGGCAGCAGGAUUUGCUGUCCAUUUUGGAAGCGUGUGGUCAGAGGAGAGAGGUGGUGGAAGCAAAGAACAUCCAGCAGAGCCUUUGCAGUUGUGCCUUGGGUAAUGGAGGAGGGAGGUGAUCAAAAGGGAGGCCAGAGGUCCAAGCCAAAGAAGUGACACCAAGGAUGGUGUCCCCCUGCCAGCAGUGACAGCCUCGUUUGUUUUCUUGCUGCUUCUCUCUCAACUUAAAUUUGUGCAUGUUAUGAACUUUGUUGCAAUAAUAGAAAGGCUUAGGCUGAUUUCUGAUUACUUUUUGGUGCCAUGCUGCUGAAUGCUGAGUUUAUUCUGCCCUUGUUCAAUUUAUUUCCUUAGACAUUGGCUACCCCUUCAGAUUAGGGCUAUUGCUGAGUUAACAUGACCCAUACUUACCCCUAACUGUAGUUUAACAAGUAAAUUCAUAUACUUCCCUAGGUUAUAAGACAAUUUUUCUCAAAGUUCUGGAAUAAACUACUAAAAAGUCUAAAAAUACACAAGUUCAAUAAUAAUUGGUUCUAAAGUGUGGUUGAUUUUUUUAAUAUUUUUUCCCCUUUUGCUGUGCAGUGAUUUCUCUUUCACUGUUCCCUCUCACUGUGGAAAGCUGAGCUAAUGUGAGUAUCAGAAGUGUGUGUUACCUGUGUGUUAAAACCACUGUUUUCAAGCCUGUAUUAGCUUUUCUGGGCUGAACAGCUCUGUCCUACCCCUGUUGCUGCUUGGCAGAGCCUCAUAACUCAGCUUUCAAACUGUGUUUUUCAGCUUCUUCACAAGGGGUCAUAAAUAUCUUGUAGCAGUUAAGGGCACCAUGUUUGAUUCCAGAGCUUCUGGCAUCCUUUUUUCUCGGUGUUGAGAGUCUGUGAGUGGUCAGUUGUACCCCUUGAGACAUCAGUAUUUCAGCUGAGCUUCUAAACCCCUUCACAGUUACUUCAAUACUGUUGCCACAUACAUUUCCAUGUCUAUUCUUAAUUUACAGGGAAGAUCAAGAGACUUAUUUCUUUGAUUACUUGUAUUUUCACUGCAUCCUUUGAUUCCCACACUUGAGAGAGAACCUGUGUACUUCGCUAGAUGAUACAGCCUGAAGUGUUUGCUGCAAUCGUAGCUGUCAGUGCUGCUAAAUUUUGGCAUUACUGCUGCUUUUGAAUGUUUGCUUUACUGACUUUUAUCUGAUCCUCACCCCACCUCCCCCCCAAAUUUUCCAUCUGACCUUUGCUGACGGCAGCAGGGAGGGAGGUGCUUGAGUAGCUGGGGUUUUUCCCUUUUCCCUGUAAAAGUUCCAUGUCCCAACCUAACUGAAUUCAGAAAGAAGUGUGAAGGAGGUAGAAGGAGGUUCCCAAAGUUGCUCUUCAGAACAGCACCACAAGAAAACAGUUGGAGGUGGGCCGGACAAUUAGUGGGCAAGAAAGAAGUGUAAAGAUUCGAAUCUUGGUUUUGUUAGUUUACUGUUCGUACCUCAAUCUCAAUGGUGUCAUGAAAACAGGCAGUAUGGUGGACUGAGAAAUAAGGGGUGGUUAGAGCUGGUAGGGCAGAGGGAAUGUGAGUCUAGAGCAAUCCAAGUAAGCCCAAGGUUCCAAAGAAAUCCAGCUGCUCCCCUCUGCCCAUGUGGUUUGUUAAGAAUAGGAGCUGUCUGCUGUUCUACACUGGCACAGGGAGGAAAAGGCAGGGCAGCCACCAGCCCCUCUUAUUCACAGUAGCAACCCUAUGUGACCAGAGUAAUUGGGGAAAUAAGUGGAGUUGCUGAAUGACUGAAAAACUUUCCAGAGCUCUUUCCCAUAGCAGGGACGAAGGCAGCAAAGAGAAGGGGACAGGGCUGAAGUUCUCCCUGCAAAAGCUUGUAUAAAUGUGAUGCUUUUUUGCAUAUCUGAGAACGUCAUUGCUGGCCUGGUCCUGGUUGGUCUUGGUAGGCUGUAUUAACACUGGGCUCAUCUUUGUUUCAAAUACUCUGAGGACCAAGAAAGACAUUGUGGUUUGUUCAGUCUUUAACCUGAAGCUCAAGGCCAGAGCUUGAACAGAACUGUAUUAUUCAUUUUUUCUGAAGUGGGUGCCUUGCAUCUCCUGUUUACCUGUGCUGGUUAUGCAAGUGCUGACUAAACCUGAGAACUAUUUUGCACAUGGAUAUUUGUAUUAACAAUUUAUGCUGUAUUUGUGUGUCACUGUAAGAGAAUAUCAGUCCUUUUGGUCUUGUGUUGGCUCCACAAUAAUGCUUUUAUUUUCUCACCUGAAGGCAAUUAUCCAGUAAAAUCUGUACAAUAUUUUACAAGCAAUUAUCAGGCAAUCACUUAAGGAUCAUGUUGAAGUUAUGUUCAGUGUUAUUUCCCACUUCUUGCACAAGCUGUGGCUGACUCUAGAACUCUGGCUAGCAGAGGUUCCUCUAAGCAGCCAGACCAGUCUCAUUUGCCCACUAAGCUCAUUUCUGAAAACUUCUGCUUGCUGUUACGAAUUUCACACAACACUCACUGUCAGGAGCUGCCUUAUCCCUGUCAUCCAACAGCCUUUCUUACAGUGUAGCAUCAACACACCACAACGACAAAGGGAAGAAUUCUUAUGCUUUAAGGACCUGAGGAAAAAAAAAAUCAAUACUAUGAGCUGUAUUUAUUGCACAAAUGUUCACAAACAUGCAAUAUAAAGAGUUCAAUAAAAACCUGUUUGAUUGCAGAAUGA
Pipra filicauda (Wire-tailed manakin) is the source of this 7373-nucleotide messenger RNA. RefSeq names its product cystathionine beta-synthase-like protein. The record is from RefSeq and is a predicted model, not a curated record. The transcript has 17 exons. Gene Ontology annotation, molecular function: cysteine synthase activity; cystathionine beta-synthase activity. Gene Ontology annotation, cellular component: cytoplasm. Lineage: Eukaryota; Metazoa; Chordata; Aves; Passeriformes; Pipridae. The coding region runs from base 1473 to 3176 and encodes 567 amino acids.